UCCAAAGAGAGUGUCACUACUUGCAAACUACACAACAUUUUUCCCCUUCUUUGAGCCUUAUCUUCUUCUCAGAGAGCAAAUUCACAACCGCCAUUGCAAAAUUUCGAGGCAAUUUCAGGUCGAGUAUGAAGAAGAGUACGGUGUCGCCGAUCACUGUACUAUUUGUUGUUGCCGCAAUACUAAUUUCUUACUAUUCCGAUGUCUCGUCGGCAGAAUCAAAUUCAGACCCGACGCCUUCCCCGUGGCCUCAUCAAUUCCACUCGAUAAUGUUCGUCAAUUUCACCGGAUCUCUAAGCUUAAUCGACCUCUGGUACGAUUGGACCAACGGCCGCAAUUUCAACAUCAUACAAGACCAGCUAGGUGAGCUUCUCUAUGAUCUUGAAUGGAACAAUGGCACUGUAUUCCGCUACACUCUAGACGAUGAUAAGAAGAAAUGUAGUUCAGCGCUGAUUGAUGUUGGGAUUCUUCGACCAAAUUGGCUUGAUGGAGCUACUUAUCUUGGUCAACAAUUCAUCGAUGGAUUUCACUGUAAUGUAUGGCAGAAGGUGGAUUUCAUUUGGUAUUACGAAGACAUCGUGACAAAGAGACCCGUCCAUUGGGUUUUCUAUACUGGAAGGUCUAUUCAUGUAAUGACUUUCGAAGUGGGAGCAGUUCUUGAGGAUGCAAAAUGGCAAUCCCCUGUAUAUUGUUUCGAUAAAAAACAGGUUCACGAUCACCCUGCAUCAGCCAACGAUAUUCUGGAAAUUGGCUCAAAAGGUAUUUUAAGAGAGUUCAUAUAGCCGCGCAACUGUGUAAAUAGCUCAGCUAGAUGUUCUUAGUAAUGUAUUUGCCUUGUUUUGCUGCCUCUGCCUGAAUCAGAAGUUGACAUGAUAGAAAUAACCAGUUUCAUCCCCCUAUGUAUGUGUUGUGUAUUACAAUAACCUAUGUUGCUCGGACCGUUCAUAAAUGGCGAUGGGCUGCACAUAUGUGGUAGCAUUUUAGAGAGUCCGAGCAACAUAGACAAUUUCCAUUGUAUUAAUGUUACAAGGUCUUUUUUAUUGUAUUAGCGGCGCAAUCAAAAUGUAAGUUUGAAAUUGUAAAAA
Molecule: messenger RNA, 1082 nt
Organism: Solanum stenotomum
Lineage: Eukaryota; Viridiplantae; Streptophyta; Magnoliopsida; Solanales; Solanaceae
Exons: 3
Coding region: 126-779 (217 amino acids)
Source: RefSeq, a predicted model, not a curated record